Molecule: messenger RNA, 7367 nt
Organism: Daldinia vernicosa
Lineage: Eukaryota; Fungi; Ascomycota; Sordariomycetes; Xylariales; Hypoxylaceae
Exons: 2
Coding region: 696-6812 (2038 amino acids)
Biological process (GO): small GTPase-mediated signal transduction
Cellular component (GO): plasma membrane; cytoplasm
Molecular function (GO): guanyl-nucleotide exchange factor activity; small GTPase binding
Source: RefSeq, a predicted model, not a curated record
CCCGUCCUAUCGCAAUUUUGCAGGUACCAUCCAAAUGUAUACUAUGUUAACAAGAUGGUGAAGCUUGUAAGCCUGCAACUCGAAUUGAAGGCUCUCGCCCCUUGUCAAAACUUUGUUCUUCUAUUCAGUAUCAAAGUUCUUCGCUGCCUAUACGAGAGGUAAACCCCGGUACCCUAUUGUGUGAAUACCCUCUUUUUUUCUAACCUUCUGCUGGCCUUCGUCUUAACUGCAAGCUUCGACUAUCUGAACAAUUACUCUCCUUCGUCAACGGCAAUUUCAUUUGUUUGAUCUUUGAUACCCCCCAUCCUCUUCUGUCACCUUUUGAUCUUUUACAAUUUUUUAAUGUUUCCAUAACUUGAACUUCUCUCGGGCCCCUAGUACCAAGCCCAUACAACCAGCCACAUCACGAUUUGCGACGACCGAUCCAAAUUCAAAAUCAAAAAUAAUAGCGGACCGGCCGUCUCAUGAAACCAACUAUCCAACCGUCGUCGUCACUCCUUCAUUCCUAAGUCUUAUCUGCGACAAGCUACUAUUUGGUCACUUGGUCACCUGUCGCCCGCUGUUUCGCAAGUGAAUGAAUUUACUCGCUACCGGCCGUACGUACCCGCGUAAGAAGCUAAGGUCGGAUCCUACAUCCUUCGCUGCCGCCUCAUGCGGUUGACCGAUCCGCAGCUACGGUGCGACCAACCGCCUCAAUGCCCUGGCAACCUUUGCCUCGUAUCGCCUUCGCCGUCGCGACCUAUCCUUUCGAGACCAAGAACGAGAACGAACUUCCCCUAGAGAUCGGCGAUGAUCUAUACAUUAUCGAAGAGACCUCGGACGGCCAAUGGCUGCGGGGGUAUCUGUUAGCGCCUCCCUCGCUUCUGGCUGGCCUAACUUCCGUCAGGGGUCAACCUCUCGAAGCUCGUGUCUUUUCUGGCAUUUUCCCGCGCACAUGCGUCGAGAUACGCGAGGUGUUAGAUAACGGAGACGAGAAUUCUGAGAAUAGCAGUAGCUACCAGGGAGAGGACGAUGCGCCGCCUAUCGGGAGCGACUCUGGUAAGAGCGGAGUGGCUUCGAGCACGAGGAAGCCCUACUUUAGAGACCUGGAGAAUGGGAGUAGGCCGCAUAGACCGAAUGGUACUAUGUUAGGUGGUGCAACCACCCGUGCUUCUGAGUUCGGAAUACGCGAACCUGGUGCGCCUAAGCCAGCCGCGCCGGUGCCGAUGCUUAGGUUAGGGGACGAAACGCCUACCUCCACUAUGGAACCUCUGGUAGACGAGAUCGCGUCGUGUCUACGCGAAUGGCACUCGACUAAUUUCCACGAGCUAUUGCUUACGAGGCAAUAUGCUAAGCUUGACAAAGUAUCCCAGCUAAUACAAGCCCUGGACCUAUCGAGGAGACAAUUUCUACAUAACCUUCUCACCACUCGUGAAUAUGAUGCAUUGCGGGAGAGGACCGUCUGGGAUCUGGUUAGGGGAAACAAACUGUGCGGCGGAGAGGUCAUCGUGCGAGAUCCUAACGAAAGAGGAAGAGUUUUAACUGGCGACGAUUCGGUUGUGGAAAUCACCAAGUUGCAGUCGGUUAUGAGCUUAUUAGACGAACCGCCGCAGCCGCAAGCCGAAUUGUCCGCAUUACACCAUCUAAUGGUUGAUAUCAGGAGCUUCGCGGGCUCCUCCAACGAGCCCGCAACGUUGGUACUGUACCUCGUUAGCAAAUCGAUCGGAGGAACCCUGACGAGGCUCUCGGAAAGCUACAUAAUUGAAGUACCAUCAGGUGGUACGAUGGGUUAUCUGACCAGAAAUCCGCAGAUGCGUACCUUAUUUACCGAUCUGACUUCCGCUGAUAUCGGCGAUGGACCAUCCGCCGACUCAGAACUAUACCUGAUCGUCAAGGUACGCUCCCCGCAGCAGGUGGUAUCGAACAAGCCCGUCUCGAGGUCAGGUUCGUUUGGUCAACCUAAUACGCCAUUUUCGAACAGCAAACCGUCCUCCGGUGGUAAGCCUUCUAGGAGGAGCUUGAUGUGGGGAACUACGAGAUCUGGGUUUUCUAGAGGUGGAACAAAGCUCGACGCUUUAUCCGAACAGCCGGAGGACCGGCCUCGAACGGAUAAUCACGAGAGCAGAGAUGGUACGAUGCCCCCGAGUACCGCCGGUUCGAGGGCGGGACGCCAAUCCUUCGACGGACCGCAACCGACGCAGAUGCUAGCGGAGAGGAUGGUGGGCAUGGGUGUGCUAAGUCUGAACUCGAUCAUGAAGCAGAAUGAAGAGUCAGAGCAUGUGGUUACGGUUUGGGCGCCAUCCGCGAGGUUCCCUACUGAAAAGUACGACAGCGCUGACGGAUGGAACGGGCUGGUUCUUGACCUUCUGGAAAGCAAAUCAGGUCACUACGAAAAGUCUAGGAGGGCAGAGCGGUUGCAGAUCCACCUGAAGUCUUUCAACAGCCCCGACGCAGAUGCUCUUAUCAGAGCGACUCCUACUUUGCUUGCCGGCAUUAGUAAAACUAGCAAGAUGGGAUUCUCCGGCGCCCCGACGAAACCUCGGUCUGACAUCUACGUGACAGUCGCAGAAGCCCUUCUAGCUCGUCAGAACCUAAUCUCGCGUUUUGGAGCCGGCGCGACGAAUAUAUCUAGCAACGUGCACGGCAACAAUCUGAUGGUCUCCUUGGAAGUCCGGCGGCAAUCAGGAGAGCGAAUCGAGGAUUGUAUAUACCCGUCUUCAAAUUCGGAGCCGGUGACUACGUGGCGCUCGUUUGCUGUAGAGCGUGGCGAGCAGUGGGAUCAAACUAUUCGACUCUCGCUCUUGCCCGCCGAUGUCAGCACGUCAAACGUCGUGUUCACCGUUUCCGACCUACCUAAUACGCCUUUUGCAAUUGCGUACAUGCCCCUAUGGGAUCAACAGGCGUUCCUGGGCGACGGCCCGCAUUCUCUACUCCUCUAUAAGCUGGAUGAGUACACGCAAACCGCGCAGGCUGGGCCGACAGGUAGGGGCGGGUAUCUAUCCCUCCCCUGGAGCGCUCGUAGCGACCAGAGUGAUGUCACCGGCCCACUUGCAACUCUUCGAAUUGAGACGUAUCUCUGUAGCACCAGAUUCUCGCAGGAUCGAAUAGUCCUUGGGCUAUUAAAAUGGAAAGAGAGUCCCAGAGACGAAAUCCCAACGCUGUUGAAGCAGCUCGUGUUUGUGCCCGAGAUCGAGGUCGUCAAGUUGCUAAGCGAUGUUCUCGAUGCUCUCUUCGGUAUUCUGGUUGAGUAUCAAGGCAACGACGAGCACGAAGACCUCGUCUUCACCGCCCUCGUCCGAGUUUUGGGCAUAGUCCACGACCGUCGGUUUAACUUGGGCCCUCUGGUGGAUCACUAUGCCGAGACCAAGUUCAACUAUCCCUUCGCCACGCCCUGCCUUGUCAGGUCUUUCACGCGGCUCCUGACAAAACCGACCGAGUCGGAGACUGCUCGGAAGCUAAGGGCUACCCUUAAGGUUGUACGCCAUAUCCUUAAAUUUAUCACGCAUGCGAGAGGUCAGCAGAAGGUCAAAGAGGUUGGUAUCGGUAUUACCGGCAGCACGGCCGGUUUUACUCGACACCUGCAAAGUAUAUUCAAGGCUCUCGAUUCGAUGAUGCGAAGUACUGCACCGGUUUUGGUCGGAAGCCAGACGUUGGCCGUACAGCAUUUUCACACCUGGUUGCCCGAACUUACCGGAUUACUAACCACCGAAGAGAUCCUUCACAUAGCUAUCGACUUUAUGGAUUCGUGUGCCCUGGUCAAGGGCAAGCUGGUGCUGUAUAAGCUAGUUCUGAUCCUUAACUACUCUAAGCUAGACCUAUUUGCUGGUCCGGAGCAACGAUCCGCUCUCUGCGCAAACACGGUAAGAUGGAUUGCACCGCAUUGGGGUCGGACGGACGAUGUCACAGAGCAAUGGAAGGAGCAAGUACGCCUUUGCUGCUCAGUCCUAGCUAGCCAGGCCGAUCAUCUUAAUUCUGAGAUCCCCGACUACAUACCGAAGAUUGUCGGCUCUUACCUAUCUAUCCAAGCUACGGAGCUGAAACCCAAAACCCGAUUUUCAAUGUUGUUUCCGAUAACGUACCCUUUCCCGAGCAAACAAAUAUCCGGCGAUGCUGUUCAAUUUGACGAGGCUCUGAUCGAAUUAUCAGCAAUCUUGUCUGCUCUUUCGAACUCGCCCAAUGGAAUGCAACUUGAACUGGCCCCGGAAGACCUCACUAGCCUCUUGAAGAAUACGCUCCACGUGCAUACAAGUAUAUUGCAGGGGGAAGCUUUCCCGUCAAGUUGGUUAAGCGUGUAUAUAUAUCAUCACAAGUCGACUAUGAGAACGCUACAAUAUCUUGCAGGCAUUCUCCUGGAAUCCUUUUUACCUCACCCCGACGAGGCCGAAGACUUCGAUACGGAGUUGUGGCGGAUGUUCUUUUCCACACUGCUAAAACUCGUCGGCAGCGGACACUUGGCACUCGAGACCUUCUCGGAGCAAAAGCGAAGAGCAGUUUGGAAGAUUGCCGGUGACGUUAGGGAACACGGUGCCGAGCUGUUAAGGCGUACCUGGGAAGCUAUUGGUUGGGAGACGAGCCCCGACGAGAGGUCCCGAUAUGGGUUAACAAAGAUGGGCGGUUAUCAAGUCCAAUACGUCCCUACGCUGGUUGGUCCUAUAGUCGAGCUUUGCCUGAGCGUUCACGAAGGACUGAGGAGGAUGGCCGUCGAAGUUCUCCAAACUAUGAUCGUCAGCGAAUGGACGCUGAGCGAAGACCUAUCCGUCAUCCAGACAGAGAUGAUCGAUUGUCUGGAUGGAUUCUUCAAAGACAAGACCAUGACUGAGAGUAUAUUGCAAAAGCUCUUCAUCAGCGAGCUUCUCGACCGAUUUGAGCCGUUGUCGCUGGUUGAAGGCGAUCCGCUAUACUCUGCUUUAAGAGGCUUGAUCGAGACGAUUUCCGAGUUUCUCGACCUUCUUGUUGCCGUUCAUAGCGGAGAUAUCACGAGCGAAGCUUCUCAUCUAAUCAACCGCCUUCAGCUCAUGGAAUUUCUCAGAGACAUGCAGAAGGAAGAGAUAUUUAUCCGAUACGUCCAUCAAUUAGCAACUUUGCAAUUCGAUGCCAAGAAUCAUACCGAAGCCGGACUAGCCCUUCGCCUUCAUGCUGAGUUAUACGAUUGGGACCCUUCAAGGUUAACGCCUGCGUUACAAGACCCAGAUCUUCCAGAACAGUCUCAUUUUGAACGGAAGGAGCGAAUUUACUUCGACAUGAUCAAACACUUCGAAGAGGGAGAAGCCUGGAGCAGCGCGCUCGCGGCCUAUAAGGAACUUCAGACCCAAUACGAGAGCAAUGUCUUCGACUUUGCCAAACUUGCUAGAACCGAAAGGGCUAUCGCGACCAUCUAUGAAAAGCUGACAAAGAGCGAUAAAUUGGUACCAAGAUACUUCAAAGUUGUCUAUAAGGGUCUAGGAUUCCCCUUAAAUCUGCGCGACAAGACGUUUGUGUACGAGGGCUCGCCGACCGAGCGGACGUCAGCCUUUACGGACCGUAUGCAAGAGCAAUAUCCAGCCGCUCAGAUUCUUACGUCGAGCGACGUCGAUAGCGAAGUUGAAGGGCAAUACUUGGUCAUCUCAGCCCUCAGCCCUCAUCGCGAUCUAAGUCAUCAGGUAUUUCAGCGCGCCAGAGUCCCACAGCCUAUCCGCGAUUAUCUCCUUUCGGCUCGUGCGCAGAUGUUCUCAGUUUCGUCUAAGCGCAGCACUAACGGACCCGUCGAUACGCACUAUGCCGAAAAGACGGUUUAUACUACGGCCGAGCCCUUUCCUACUAUCCUACGGCGUAGCGAGGUCGUGGACGUCCACACUAUACGGUUGGGUGCUAAGGAGACGGCCCUCGAACGAAUUGUGCGGAAGACGCAAGAAAUGACAGCCGUCGAGAAGAAACUAGCCGAAGAAGAAGAUGAAGAAGUUGCUCAGCUGAUGGUAGACGCCAUUAGCAUCUCGGUGAAUCCCGAGUCGGAUAGCAGCGUUGCCUGUUAUCGCCAGCUUCUUCCUAUCCCACAGUCCGAGGAUGAUGAAGAACCGGAGCUAGACCAACAGGAGAACGCUAUCAAGAUGGCGCUCGUAGACCACGCGAUCAUGAUUAAGAGAUGCUUAACCAGUUUUGCUCGUAGUUCAAACCCUGUUCUCCUGAAGGGAUACGAGGACUCGUACAAGCAUUUCUUGUCUACAUUCGCGCCGGAGAUUGCGAUUUUCGCACCUGCUCAACCGCCUCGCGACAACGCCUCGGCUGCAUCAUCACCCGCUUGGCAACGGUCAUCUCCCACCGCAGAGAACUUAUCGCCAGAAGCCAAAGCCGACAUAUUGGCGGCAAACGCAGUUGGCGUAGUAGAAGAAGCAUCAGCCGCUCAACCGAUUUCUAUGAAGCAACGCGGGGCAAGACUCAGCUUCUUAGGUGGGAAAAAGAAGGAGCCCCAGCAAUCUCAACAGUCUAACGGCGACACGUCAAGCUUGAAGCAAACCAAGGGCGACAGCGAUUCUAACAGCCAAGUAAGCAGAGGAAGGGACAAUUCAAAUCGAAGGAGCAUAUUCCGUACCCAGUCGAGCGACACUAAUCUUAGCUCGAAUCCGUAUGCUCAGCCUUACUCUAAUGGUAUCGUCGUUGACUCAACCACACCCGAUUGGACGGUUGACCGGUCACGCAAAAGCAAGGAGAUAGUAGACGUCUUCGAGAGGGACUUUGAUAAACCCAGUGAUGGUGGGAUAGGGUUUAAUUCGGUCAAGAAAAGGCUGAGCCUGUUGAAGUUGGGAAAGAAACCGAGCAAACCCAAUGGUUUCUUCAUGGGUGGCGUAAGUGAGGAAUAAUACUAGACAUAUCCAAAGUUGCUGGUUUGUGAUGCUGGAAAUACACAAUGGCAGUGGGUACUGUACGUGAAGGGAUACCAAAUUUGAUGGAGCAGGAUAAUGAAAAAAAAGCUUGAGGAACAAACCUGGCGUUCUGGACAAUCAUCUUGACGGGGCGAAGUGGCGCCAGCACUCAACUACUGUAUCGAAUGCCAUUUAUCCGCUGCUAGCGGACUGUUUAUUUGGGUAUCGUUUCCCUCUGAAACCUUUUUUUUGUUCUUUUUUUUUCGAUGAAGAUUCUGCCUCUUCUCGGCCCAUGGAGGAUUAGUAGAGUUACACAUUUCUGGCAAUGAGACCUUGGUUUCGUAGUCGAGGAGCAUCCACCGAUAGAUUAUCAAUGUUACAAUCCAUCACGGGGAACUGAUUUACCUAUCCACCUAAUCAUAAAAACUUGGAACGUUCAGCACUUCCUUCUAUUGCGGUACGCCAGCUCACCUCUUAAGCUAGGUAUUUAGCUUAAUAACCUAAAUAAAUCAAAUUCCGAUUUCGAUCUACGAGGCCUAAAAUGUAGUCAAC